Messenger RNA from Drosophila grimshawi, 2943 nucleotides. RefSeq names its product T-related protein (gene byn). Gene Ontology annotation, cellular component: nucleus. The record is from RefSeq and is a predicted model, not a curated record. Lineage: Eukaryota; Metazoa; Arthropoda; Insecta; Diptera; Drosophilidae. Gene Ontology annotation, biological process: cell fate specification; regulation of transcription by RNA polymerase II; heart morphogenesis. Gene Ontology annotation, molecular function: RNA polymerase II cis-regulatory region sequence-specific DNA binding; DNA-binding transcription factor activity, RNA polymerase II-specific. The coding region runs from base 408 to 2510 and encodes 700 amino acids. The transcript has 7 exons.
GGCUUGUGAUGGUUGAAAAAAUUAGCACCGAUCGUCAAUCAUUAGCCAGGGAACGGUGGCAACGCAAACAACGAUCGCAUUCGACGGCGGCCCGAAAAUCGACGACGGCAACUCGAAAAGUCCCACAGAAAAAUCGGCGCAAACGUUUAGCGAUUCUCUCUUCCUCUUAGCGUCUGCCAAAUCGGUAUCGGUGAACUUGCGUGGAAAGUGCAACCCAAAACUGAACAAAAAAAAAAUAUUAAAAAAAAAGAAAAACUAUUGAAAAUAUAUAGCUACAGUGAUUUGUGGCUGGUGUGUGACUUAGUGCGUGAUCUAAAAAAUCGGGGAAUUUGAUUCAAGUUCUGCAAAGGAUUACGAGAAAAAGUGCUGCCGGUGAGAGCCGGAAUAUACAUUUCACAAUAACAGAAAUGACCACAUCCCAUAUCUUGUCCGCCGUGGAUCCCACAACCGGCCUUAAUGGAAAUGUGGCAGCUGGCGGUAGCAAUGGCGGCGGCAGCGGCUCUCCCUCCCCCCAGCAUGCUGUGCACAAUGGACAUGGCCAUGGACAUGGACAUAGUUUAGGGGGUGUGGGCGGUGCAGUUGCCAUGGCAUCGGCAGGCGGUGCCGGCGGUGGACAUCGCAUUGGCGGCGGUGCUGGUAGUCCCAAUGAACUUGAUCGCAAUCUGCGAGUCUCGCUGGAUGAUCGAGAGCUGUGGCUGCGCUUCCAGAAUCUGACCAACGAGAUGAUCGUCACCAAGAAUGGCAGGCGAAUGUUUCCGGUUGUGAAAAUCAGUGCUUCUGGCUUGGAUCCGGCAGCCAUGUAUACGGUUCUUCUCGAGUUUGUUCAAGUGGACUCACAUCGCUGGAAGUACGUCAAUGGUGAAUGGGUUCCAGGUGGCAAGGCAGAGGUGCCACCCUCCAAUCCCAUUUAUGUACAUCCCGAGUCACCCAAUUUCGGUGCCCAUUGGAUGAAGGAACCCAUUUCAUUUGCCAAGGUCAAGCUGACAAACAAGACGAAUGGCAACGGACAGAUAAUGUUAAACUCAUUGCACAAGUACGAGCCGCGGGUGCACCUGGUUCGAGUUGGUUCCGAGCAGCGUCACGUGGUCACAUAUCCAUUCCCAGAGACGCAAUUCAUUGCGGUCACUGCGUACCAGAACGAGGAAGUCACCUCACUCAAAAUCAAGUACAAUCCAUUCGCCAAGGCCUUUCUUGAUGCCAAGGAGCGUCCGGAUACACUUUAUCCGCACGACACCCACUAUGGCUGGCUGAUACCCCCACCAAGUCACUAUGCAAGUGCCGCAGUUGCUGCUGUUGCGGCACCACCACCACCACCACAGCUGCCCAUGGCCCAGCCGCAUACCCUAGUGGCAUCCCCAUCAGCAUCCAACUCCUCCUCCUCAUCGGCUGCAGUCUCGGGCAGCUGCGAUCGCUACGGUCGCACACUGUCCUCACGCAAUCCAGCGCCAAAUCGGAGCACACCUUACAGCCGGCCACGCGUUGUCUCCGGUUCCGGUUCGAAUGGCAGCAUAGGCAAUGGCUCCUCUUCAUCGCCGCAGCCACCAUCGGCACCACAGACACCGACCAGUCUCCAAUCAUCGAUUGGGUCGGUUAGCACCAGUAGCAGCAUAAAUACCAAUGCGAGCAGUGGUGCCAGUGUUGCCAGUGGUGGUUGCUUCACCAGUUCCUAUUCUCAGCCUGGGUUUAUACCCGUAGAAGGCGGCUCUACGGCAUCGGUAUUCUCGUAUCCCAGCAGCUGGCAGAGCAACACCAACUACUGGAGUACGACAAGUGUUCCUGGUCCAAUGCCCAUGAACGUGUGCAGCAGUCGCAACAUCUCCACUCACAAUUCACCCUCGCCCACGAAUGGCUCACCGAGCUAUACGACGCCCUCGCCGGGAUAUACCAUACACCAUCUGACGCCGCAUGGCCACCAGUACAACAUGGCGCAGACGGAUCUGUAUGCGAGUGGAGGGGUUUCAUCGGGCUCGCCACAGACGUAUGGUGCAACCACACAUCAAGUGUACCAUCCCACGCCCACCUCCCCCACCCACCAGCUGUACACAAAUGUGCUGAAUGCAUCCUCGGCAUUGAGUUACCCGACUAGCAGCUGGCACAAUGGCUCUGGUGCCGAUUAUGGACUCUACCAGAAUUCGGCUCCUGCGUACUACCAGCCCGAGUAUAUACCACUUGAGAUUGGCUAUGCCACCACCCACCCGCUGGAGCCAGUGGACGUCACAAAGACACUCGAUGAGUCACAGAACUCCAUGUAUAAGCCAGCUGAAGAGCAGAGUUCCGUCAUCACUCUGGAGUGCGCCAGUGCCAGUCUAAAGGCCACUCACAACAAUCACAGCAACGACAUCAAGCUGGAGUCUCUCGAGCACAGCGUGGAUCGUGGCGUUGUUCCUGCCGUCCCUGUGCCCCUACCUGUGCCCAGUCUGCAGCCAACAGGGGUGCCCACAUCUGUGGUAACCGCUGUCAGUGCAGACACAUGGACACCGCUAACACCACCUCAAAGCACCCUGCAGUGAUGACUUGCAGAAAUACAAAGCCAUACAGCCAGCCAGCAAACACCCCAGCCUUUAGACGCAUGAACCCUUAGGAUGGAUUGAGUUAUUGACCGAGUUCGAUUUUAAGACCUUUAUUACUAGUACCCCAGCAUGCAAAGUACACUAUAGCAAAUAUUUCACUCUAAAAUAUUAUAAUGUAACAUGACUUUCCAUUAUGUUCUUAUUAAAUUACACAUAAAUAUAUGCUUACUUACUUUAUCAAAGUUCUUCCAAAAAACUUACGACCAAUUCAAUAAUAGCUUGUCAAAAUGUAAAUAGUAAGUAACAAAUUGCUGAGAAUAUCUUGAAAAGUAGAAACGUUUUUAAUGCAAAAUGCUGUAGUCUUCAAUCUGCAACAGCCCAACCCAAUUUAAUGAAAUUUAACUUAAGCAAUUAAAUAUUCAUUUUUCCUUUA